AUGCUGGUGUCAGUGCAACUCUUUUGCUACACAAUCGCUUCUGCUGGCCACUUAUCACCAUUGCCUCUCCACAUAUCGCCGGUAUUUUGGCAAAUGGAUUGCUAUCUCACUUUGUAUCCUUUACCGGAUCUUGUCAUUGUUGCCGACAGAUUCGAAGAUUUCCAUUACGAAGUGGAUGGAACCAUUUUCGCAAAUCCGAGUUCAUUUGCACGUACCGAUCUAGAAUUCUACGUUUAUUAUCCCGCAACACGCUUGAUCGAGGAAUGCUCUGCCAACCGAAAUACCAUUCAGUCACCGCAAGAUAGUGAUUAA
Molecule: messenger RNA, 312 nt
Organism: Gongylonema pulchrum
Lineage: Eukaryota; Metazoa; Nematoda; Chromadorea; Rhabditida; Gongylonematidae
Source: the annotation of a GenBank genome assembly